Molecule: messenger RNA, 1370 nt
Organism: Ceratina calcarata
Lineage: Eukaryota; Metazoa; Arthropoda; Insecta; Hymenoptera; Apidae
Product: jmjC domain-containing protein 5
Exons: 9
Coding region: 87-1334 (415 amino acids)
Cellular component (GO): nucleus
Molecular function (GO): histone H3K36 demethylase activity
Source: RefSeq, a predicted model, not a curated record
UGACAUGCAACACAAAAUUGAAAUGUCGUGACAUUAGUAGACAAUUUAUUAUCUUAAGCAAGAAGAUCACAAAGGAAUACAAUAAAAUGUCUUGUACCAUUACUGCGGGAUUGAUCCCUUGGGAUUUGAUGGCAGAGAAUGCUCAGAAUUGUUUACCUGUUGAGAUGAAGGUACAUUUAAUAACGACAGUAAUUAAAUUAAACACCUUCGUUGAAAAUGAAAUGAAACCACCAUCGAAGUGGUUGAAUGAUUCAUUAACUUUAGUUGAUGCUUGUUUGGACAAAACAUGGGAAGUGUUAAAUUCUGGUCACUGGCGAUCUGUUCCCCUUGAAUAUCGAUACAGUUAUUCACUAUGUACUAUUUUGAAGGUAGCAUUAUUAGAGUUUCAAUACGAUAAUAAUACCAAAGAAUCUGCAGAGAACACGAUUCUGCUAAAGACCAUCAUGGAGCAAAUUGAUAAAGGUAUUUUAUUGGGUGCACCCCUCCCAAACAUACCUGAUUUGUUACAAAAAAUUGCUUCAGAAUUAAAUAAUCUUACUAUACACUCAUUGAAAUCGUUUAAUUUAGAAGAAUUAGUGAUCGAUACGAAAAAUUUGUGUGAAUCUUUACUACCUGGGUGUAGUGAAGUUCCACAAUACGUUGAACCGUCGAUGGAGUUAUUUUACAAAGACAUAUUUAUGCCAAAAGUCCCAGCAGUAUUGAAAGAUUGUAUUAAACAUUGGAAAGCCUUAGAACAAUGGAAGAACUUAGAUUACUUAGUUAAAGUGGCCGGAAAUCGAACAGUGCCCAUCGAGAUUGGAUCGCGUUACACCGACGAAAGUUGGACGCAACAGCUUAUCAGCUUUUCCGAAUUCUUACAAAAAUACGUAUUAAAAAAGAGUAAUCAAGUCGGCUACUUAGCUCAGCAUCAACUGUUUGACCAGAUUCCUGAACUGAAAGAUGAUUUCACGAUUCCCGAAUAUUGCAAUUUCACAGAUAACGAUGAGGUCGAGCAACCGGAUAUAAACGCUUGGUUUGGACCUGGUGGGACGUUAUCGCCGCUCCAUUUUGAUCCCAAGAACAACUUUUUGUGUCAAGUAUUUGGGUACAAGAGAGUGAUUUUAUAUCAUCCAGACGAUUCACCUAAUCUGUACCCGUAUGAUUCGAGAUUGCUGAAUAAUACGGCGCAAGUUGACCCCUUGAAUCCUGACUACGAAAAAUGGCCUAAUCUCAAGAGAGCUAAAGGUUUUAUGAUUUAUUUGAAGCCAGGAGAUAUGCUCUACAUCCCUCCGAAAUGGUGGCAUCAUGUGACUUCUUUAAGUCCAAGUUUUUCCAUUAGCUUUUGGUGGAAUUGAAUAUAUGUAAUAAAGAAAUAUUGUUAAUAAGAAAAA